Cyphellophora attinorum is the source of this 996-nucleotide messenger RNA. RefSeq names its product NADP-dependent alcohol dehydrogenase 7. The transcript is spliced from 4 exons. Gene Ontology annotation, molecular function: zinc ion binding; alcohol dehydrogenase (NADP+) activity. Lineage: Eukaryota; Fungi; Ascomycota; Eurotiomycetes; Chaetothyriales; Cyphellophoraceae. Gene Ontology annotation, biological process: alcohol metabolic process. Bases 1 to 996 code for a protein of 331 amino acids. The record is from RefSeq and is a predicted model, not a curated record.
AUGGCCGGACAGUCACCGCAGUUCCAAGGCUGGCUCGCUCAUGACAAAAACUCCAUCGGAAACUUACAAUGGGGAAGCUUCGAGCCCAAGCCGUGGGAGGAGACGGACGUCGACAUCCGCAUCACACAUUGCGGUAUUUGCGGGAGUGAUCUACACACGUUGUCAAGCGGAUGGGGCCCAACGAACUACCCCUGCGUAGUAGGGCACGAGAUCGUGGGCGAAGCAAUCCGCGUGGGAUCACAGGUCAAGCACGUGAAAGUAGGCGACCGCGUUGGUGUUGGUGCGCAGUCGGAUUCGUGUCAGGGACGGAAGCAAAAGUGUGAUGAUUGUGCGAACGACAGACCGAACAUCUGCACAAACCGUGGGCGGGCCGACACAUACAACUCCACGUUCCUCACCGGCGGCAAGUCCUACGGCGGCUACGCAACCCACAACCGCUGCCCUGGCGCCUUCGUGAUACCAAUACCAGACGGAGUCGACACCGCCGACGCCGCCCCGAUGCUAUGCGGCGGCAUUACGACCUACGCACCACUCAAGAACAACGGCUGUGGUCCCGGCAAGCGGGUCGGCAUCAAGCGAGAAGCGCAACGACGUCCUCCAACUCGGCGCGGACGCUACAUCGCCACCGAAGACGACGAAGGCUGGCACAAGAAACACGCCAGCUCGCUCGAUAUCAUCAUCUGCACAGUCAGCUCGCCGAAGAUGCCGCUGCGGCAGUAUCUGGGUCUGCUGAGGUCGCACGGUGUGUUCAUUCAAGUUGGCGCGCCGGAAGAGCCGCUGCCGCCGAUCAGCGCGUUUGACUUGAUGAGCAAGGAGAGGAAGAUUGGUGGGAGCAGUAUUGGGCCGCCGAGUCAGAUCAGGGAGAUGCUGCAGCUGGCGGCGGAGAAGGGGAUUAAGCCGUGGGUGGAGAAGAGGAGCAUGAGGGAUGCGAAUCAGGCGGUGGUGGAUAUGGAUGCUGGGAGGGCAAGGUAUCGGUAUACGUUGUGCAAUGAGUAG